Molecule: messenger RNA, 429 nt
Organism: Aspergillus tanneri
Lineage: Eukaryota; Fungi; Ascomycota; Eurotiomycetes; Eurotiales; Aspergillaceae
Gene: nctB
Product: negative cofactor 2 transcription regulator complex subunit NCB2
Exons: 4
Coding region: 1-429 (142 amino acids)
Biological process (GO): negative regulation of transcription by RNA polymerase II; RNA polymerase II preinitiation complex assembly; chromatin remodeling
Cellular component (GO): negative cofactor 2 complex
Molecular function (GO): TBP-class protein binding; protein heterodimerization activity; core promoter sequence-specific DNA binding
Source: RefSeq, a predicted model, not a curated record
AUGUCAGAUCGCGAAUUCAGUUCAAAUGAUGACCUGUCGCUUCCUAAAGCCACGGUCCAAAAGAUAAUCACCGAAAUCCUACCACCGUCGUCCGGCCAAACCUUCUCCAAAGAUGCUCGAGACCUACUUAUGGAAUGCUGCGUUGAAUUUAUCACGUUAAUCUCCUCCGAAGCGAACGAUAUUAGCGAGAAGGAGGCAAAGAAAACAAUCGCCUGUGAACAUGUAGAGCGGGCUCUGCGAGACCUCGGCUUCGGUGACUAUAUUCAGGAUGUUCUUGCAGUCGCAGAGGAGCACAAAGAGCAAUUAAAAUCACGAGAAAAGAAACAGAGCAAGAUGGAGCAGAGCGGACUAUCCGAAGAAGAGCUUCUACGACAGCAGCAGGAACUGUUUCGCUCCGCAACCGAAAAGUACCAUGCUGCUCCCGAAUGA